Papaver somniferum (opium poppy) is the source of this 1593-nucleotide messenger RNA. RefSeq names its product heat shock cognate 70 kDa protein-like. Gene Ontology annotation, biological process: protein refolding; cellular response to unfolded protein. NCBI's taxonomy places the organism in Eukaryota, Viridiplantae, Streptophyta, Magnoliopsida, Ranunculales, Papaveraceae. Gene Ontology annotation, cellular component: cytoplasm. The coding region runs from base 1 to 1593 and encodes 530 amino acids. Gene Ontology annotation, molecular function: ATP binding; misfolded protein binding; heat shock protein binding. The transcript is spliced from 2 exons. The record is from RefSeq and is a predicted model, not a curated record.
AUGGUUGUUGAAAGAACAGAGGGAGGAGGAGCAGCAGCAAUUGGGAUUGAUUUGGGAACAACAUAUUCAUGUGUUGCUGUAUUGAAGAAUGAUGGUAGUGUUGAGAUUAUUGAAAAUGACCAAGGAAAUCGAAUUACUCCUUCUUAUGUUGCAUUUACUGAUACUGAACGCUUGAUUGGAGAUGGUGCUAAGAAUCAAGCUGCUGUGAAUGCUACCAACACCGUUUUUGAUGCAAAACGUCUAAUUGGUAGGAAAUUCAGCGACAGUGUUGUUCAGAGUGAUAUGACCCUGUGGCCUUUCAAAGUCAUUGCUGGUGAAGAUGAGAAACCUAUGAUUGAAGUCAGUUACAAGGGAAAGGAUAUGCAGGUUUCAGCCGAGGAGAUCUCAUCCAUGGUUCUCAGUAAAGUGCGAGAAACUGCUGAAUGUUUUCUUGGCUCAACUGUUGAGAAUGCUGUUAUUACCGUCCCUGCUUACUUCAACGAUUCUCAGAGACAAGCUACAGAGGAUGCUGGUAUAAUUGCUGGUCUUAAUGUACUGCAAAUUCUCAAUGAACCAACGGCUGCUGGAAUCGCUUACGGUCUUGACAAGAAGGCAACCAGUGCUGGUGCAAAGAAUGUUCUUAUCUUUGAUCUUGGUGGUGGUACUAUUGAUGUUUCAAUUCUCAACAUUAACGAGGGAAGAUUUGAAGUCAAGGCUACUGCUGGAGAUACCCAUCUUGGAGGAGAGGAUUUUGAUAACAGGAUGGUUAAUUACUUUGUUCAAGAGUUUAAAAGGAAGCACAAGAAAGAUAUUAGUGGAAAUCCAAGAGCUCUUAGAAGGUUGAGAACAGCUUGCGAGAGGGCAAAAAGGUCCCUCUCAUCUACUAUUCAGACAACCAUUGAGAUUGAUGCUUUGUAUGAAAAAGUCGACUUUUAUACAGCCAUUACUCGUGCUAAAUUUGAAGAAUUGAACAUGGACUUGUUUAAGAUAUGUAUGGAAUCUGUUGAGAAGUGUGUGGGGGAUACUAAGUUGGACAAGAGCAGCGUAAAUGAAAUCGUGCUUGUAGGCGGGUCUUCAAGAAUCCCAAAGGUUCAAUCUAUGUUGAGGGAGUUCUUUAGUGGGAAGGAACUUUGCAAGAGCAUCAACCCUGAUGAGGCUGUGGCUUAUGGUGCUGCGGUGCAAGCUGCUAUUUUAAGUGGCCAGGGAAAUGAGAAGGUGCAGGACUUGGUUUUGUUGGAUGUCACCCCUCCUUGCAGAAAUCAAAUUACGAUUAAGAAUGAUAAGGGCGGAUUUUCGAAGGCUGAGAUCCAGAGAUUGGCUCGAGAGGCUGAGAAAUACAAGUUAGAAGAUGAAAUAUACAAGCAGAAGGUGGAAUUAAGAAACGCCUUUGUGGUUUACAUGGAAAAAGUGAAGGAUGCAAUUGAUGGCAUUCAAUCAUCGGCUGAUAGAGACAAGAUUGAGGCUGCUGUCAGCAACGCCACCAAGUGGUUUGAAGAGAAUGAAUCGUGCGAAUUGGAUGAUCUGAUUGAGCAUAUGAAGGAACUAGAGAACAUUUGCGGUCCUCUCAUAAGUGAAACUAAUGGGCAGCAUUCAAAGAAAGCUAAGAUCAUCUAA